UCAUUCCCACUUUAAGUAAGAUUAUCCUCUCUCAGUCCAUACAUUUUCUUUGUUUUUGCCGCUAGUGAGACCACAAGGACACCAGCAACCAAGCACUGUCUAAAACACCAAAACGGUGUCUCACCAGUCCAGUCCACAGACUCUAAACGUGCUUUUGAACCCUCUCCAUAACCAUCCACCUCUCUCUUGCUUCGUCUCUUUCAAGCUAUUUUUUGGAGCCAACCCAUUCCAGUCUGUACACCAAAAAAACUAAAAUCCAAAUCCAAAAGUGGAAAAAUCGGUGGAGCUGAUGAGAGAAAUUGGAAGAAGCAGAGAAAAAACCAACAGUUUUUUUUUUGUUUCCUCAAAGUGUUUUUCUAUUUUUCAUGAUUGGAUUUGGAAUGGCAUAGAGAUUAGUGCAUAGCCAUGUGAUUGGUAGGUGUACAGGGAUGGGAAGCCAAACCUUUUCGACAAUCAUUCUUUCUUCUUUCUCUCACCUUUUCCCCCAUUAAAACUCCUCCCCCUCCCCGGUUCAUCUUCUCCUCGUCGCCUCCCCCCCCCCCCUCUCUCUCUCUCUCUACACAGAAGUUAAAGGAGAUCUGUUAAAUCAACUUUGUUCAGUACUGCACAAUUCAAGUUUGUUUGUCAGAGUGAAGGCCAAGGACUAAUUCAGCUUCAUAUUGAGAGAUGGAACCAUCAAGCCAUGCACACAAGAACUCGUCAGUCAUGCCACCUCUACCCAAAGACUCGCGUGGCUCGCUCGAAGUGUUCAAUCCAUCAACCCACUCCGCCAGACCAGGCUUUGUUCGCCCCCAACCCUCUUGGCAAAGCUGGGUAGAGCCCACCACCCAUCCCGAGCCGGAGCUCGCCACUUUCUCAUCCAAGUCCGGCAGGUCAAACGCCGGCGAAAUCACGUCAUGGAUGGCCCUCAAGGACCCCACUCCACCAUCACCACCACCGUCGCAACAUCAACAGCGCCAGUCAUCACCAGUCACCCAUAAGAGCUUACAGGCAAUCAUCAACGACCAGGACGGGAAAAAGUCGCCGGCGAAGUCUCAGCCACCGGGGGAAGCUGGUGUCGCAGCACAAAGAGCGGCGGAGUGGGGAUUGGUGCUGAAGACAGACACCGAGACUGGUAAACCACAAGGGGUCAAAGUAAGAACGUCCGCCGAAGAACAGAAUAAUAAGCAUGGGAGUUCUCGGAAGGACUCCGGUAAUUCAGUGCGAAGCUCCGGUGAAUUCUCAGAUGAUGGAGCAGGUAAGGAGAGGGGGUUUCCAAGGGUGUCUGAGGACUUGAAGGAUGCAUUAUCGGCAUUUCAACAAACUUUUGUGGUCUCCGACGCCACAAAACCCGAUUUUCCGAUCAUGUAUGCAAGUGCUGGCUUCUUCAAGAUGACUGGUUACACAUCAAGGGAGGUUAUAGGCAGAAAUUGCCGGUUCUUACAGGGUGCAGGUACAGAUCCGGAAGAUGUGGCAAAGAUCAGAGAAACGUUACAGGCAGGGGUUAGUUAUUGUGGGAGAUUGCUGAACUACAAGAAGGAUGGAACACCUUUCUGGAACCUCCUCACCAUUUCACCGAUCAAGGAUGAAACGGGAAAAGUUCUCAAAUUCAUCGGAAUGCAAGUGGAGGUUAGCAAGCAUACAGAGGGCUCUAAGGAGCAGAUGCUUCGUCCCAAUGGCCUGCCUGAAUCUCUGAUCCGAUAUGAUGCCCGGCAGAAGGAAAAAGCCACCAAUUCAGUAACGGAGCUACUGGAAGCAGUGAAGCAACCACCACGGGCGAGAGCUGUCAGUGAGUCGACCUAUCGUCCAUUAAUUAGGAAAUCGGAAAGUGGUACUGAACCAGAGAGGUCCGAAGCUUCUGGCCGGCGAAACUCGGAGACUAUGGUUCCGGCUAGACGUAAUUCAGUUGGUGGCACUAGAACCACAAUGCAGCGAAUCAGUGAACUGCCCGAAAAGAAACAGAGAAAAACUGGUCGUCGUUCUUUCAUGGGGUUUAUGAAGAAAAGUCGUCCUAAUACUGAAGAAGACGAGUUUGAACUUGGAGUUACUGUUAAUGAUGAUGAUGAAAGUGACGAUGAGGAGAGGGAUGAUGAGCGUCCCGAUAGUGUUGAGGACAAAGUAAGGCGGAAGGAAAUGAGAAAGGGUAUUGAUCUUGCUACAACACUAGAACGUAUAGAGAAAAACUUUGUCAUCACUGAUCCAAGGCUGCCUGAUAAUCCCAUUAUAUUUGCAUCCGAUAGCUUCUUGGAGCUGACAGAGUACAGUCGUGAAGAAAUCUUGGGAAGAAACUGUCGUUUUCUCCAAGGACCCGAAACCGAUCCGGCCACUGUGAGGAAAAUAAGAGAGGCAAUUGAUAACCAAACAGAUGUAACUGUGCAGCUCAUUAACUACACUAAAAGUGGCAAAAAGUUCUGGAAUCUGUUUCAUCUUCAGCCUAUGCGUGAUCAAAAGGGAGAAGUGCAGUAUUUCAUUGGGGUUCAACUAGAUGGAAGUGAACAUGUUGAGCCACUUCAUAACUGUAUUCCUGAGGCUACAGCAAAAGAAAGUGCAAAACUGGUGAAAGAAACUGCAGAAAAUGUUGAUGAAGCAGUAAGAGAACUUCCAGAUGCCAAUCAGAAACCAGAGGAUUUGUGGAUGAACCAUUCAAAGUUGGUUCACCCAAAGCCCCAUAGGAAGGACAGCCCAACUUGGAGAGCUAUUCAAAAGAUUCUAGAUGGUGGAGAACAGUUAGGGUUGAAGCAUUUUAAACCAAUUAAGCCUUUGGGAUCUGGUGAUACUGGCAGUGUGCAUUUAGUGGAGUUGUGUGGAACUGGACAACACUUUGCCAUGAAAGCAAUGGAUAAGGGAAUAAUGCUCAACCGCAACAAGGUGCAUAGAGCUUGUGCAGAAAGAGAAAUCCUGGAUAUGUUGGACCACCCUUUUCUUCCAGCUUUAUAUGCAUCGUUUCAGACCAAAACACAUAUUUGUCUUAUAACAGACUACUGCCCCGGUGGAGAGCUCUUCAUGCUUCUGGACAGACAACCAAUGAAGGUCCUGAAGGAAGAUGCUGUACGAUUCUAUGCUGCAGAAGUAGUCGUGGCAUUGGAGUACCUUCACUGUCAAGGUAUAAUCUACAGGGAUUUGAAGCCCGAAAAUGUAUUGCUUCAGUUCAACGGGCAUGUGACAUUAACAGAUUUUGAUUUGUCCUGUUUGACAUCUUGCAAGCCACAGCUUUUAAUUCCAGAUACCAAUGAAAAGAAAAAGCAUCAGAAAACUCGGCAAAAUCCAAUAUUUAUGGCCGAACCUGUGCGAGCAUCAAAUUCUUUUGUUGGAACUGAAGAGUACAUAGCUCCGGAAAUCAUAACUGGAGCAGGCCAUACUAGUGGAGUGGACUGGUGGGCCCUAGGCAUUCUUUUGUAUGAAAUGUUUUAUGGAUACACGCCAUUUAGGGGAAAGACAAGGCAAAAGACAUUUGCCAACGUUCUUCACAAGGAUAUUAAAUUUCCAGGAAGUAUACCGGUAAGUCUCCAAGCAAAGCAGUUAAUGUAUCGGUUGCUGCACAGAGAUCCCAAAAACAGAUUGGGUUCACAUGAAGGAGCAAAUGAAAUCAAGAGACAUGCAUUUUUCCGUGGUGUGAACUGGGCUCUAGUUCGUUGCAUGAACCCUCCCAAGCUCGAUGCUCCUCUUUUUGAGACAACCGAAGCCAAGGAACUUAAAGAUAUCGACCCUGGACUACAGGAUUUGCAAACAAAUGUUUUCUAAAAGAACUGAAUCUAUGCAUCUCCUAAUCAAGGCACAUAAUGAAAGGACUGGGAGAGCUCUGCCUCUUGUUGUGUGAUUAUUGUUUGUUUUGCUUGUUUUUCACCUUCCACACCUACCUUAAAGUUAGCCUGGUCCUAGUUGUAGUAGGAAAUCAAGGUUCUUGGCUUGUCCACUUUUUCGCCUGUUGCGUGUGCAUGGUCUUAUGUUUUGUAAUCUGUGUUCAGUGUAUUGGAAGAUUUUUAAUAAAUAAGUUUAUUAAGCCCUUCCUCUUUUUUCUUGAUAAACUUUAUGUAAUUUUUUUUGUCUUUUAAACUAGAAUAUCGGAAAAUUUACGAAUUGAUUUUAAGUUCAGGAAUUCGGC
Molecule: messenger RNA, 4081 nt
Organism: Ilex paraguariensis (yerba mate)
Lineage: Eukaryota; Viridiplantae; Streptophyta; Magnoliopsida; Aquifoliales; Aquifoliaceae
Source: the annotation of a GenBank genome assembly